CAUUACUGCAGGAAGAUGUUUCUGUGGCUUUUUCUCUUUCUCUCCACCCCAAUUUCCUCCACCAACCCCCCAGAUUCAGACCUCUCACUGGAGAUUUGCAAUGUCUGCUCUUGCCUGUCAGUGGAAAAUGUGAUGUACGUGAAUUGUGAAAAGGUUGCAGUCUAUAGACCCAACCAGCUAAAACCACCACUGUCUAAUUUCUACCAUCUGAACUUUCAAAACAACCUACUUAUCAUUCUAUAUCCUAACACCUUCCUUAAUUUUACACAUGCUGUGUCCCUGCAGUUGGGCAACAAUAAACUGCAGAAUAUUGAGGGAGGAGCUUUCCAGGGACUUAGUGCAUUAAAACAGUUGCACUUGAACAACAAUGAAUUAAAGGUCCUACGAGCUGACACUUUCCUAGGCAUUGAGAACUUGGAAUAUCUCCAGGCUGACUACAAUUUAAUCAAGUAUAUUGAACGGGGAGCUUUCAAUAAACUGCACAAACUGAAAGUCCUUAUUUUAAAUGACAAUCUGAUUUCUGCUCUUCCUGAUAAUAUUUUUCGAUUUGCCUCCUUAACUCAUUUAGAUAUCAGAGGAAAUAGGAUUCAGAAAAUGCCUUACAUUGGUGUUUUGGAACAUAUUGGGAGAGUGGUGGAGUUGCAGCUAGAAGAUAAUCCUUGGAAUUGUACAUGUGAUUUGUUGCCCUUGAAAGCUUGGCUGGAGAACAUGCCAUAUAAUAUCUACAUAGGAGAGGCCAUAUGCGAGACACCGAGUGAUUUAUACGGCAGAUUAUUAAAAGAGACAAAUAAACAAGAAUUAUGCUCCAUGGGUACAGGUAGUGAUUUUGACGUAAGGAUUUUGCCUCCUUCUAUUGAGUCAACGUUUACUACCCCUGGAGGAAACACAGCACAGACCUCACUACAUAGGCUGGUCACAAAAGCACCCAAAACAACCAAUCCUUCUAAAAAUUCCGGCAUAGUAUCUGGCAAAUCUGUCUCCAACCACACUCUUAGCCAGAUAGUGUCAUAUCAAACAAGGGUUCCCCCCCUUUUCCCCUGCCCAUCACCUUGUGUCUGUAAAACUCACCCUUCUGAUUUAGGAUUAAGUGUAAAUUGUCAGGAAAGGAACAUUGAAUCAAUGGCUGAGCUGAUUCCCAAACCUUUAAAUGCCAAAAAAUUGCAUGUCAAUGGUAAUUACAUCAAACAGAUCGACAUUUCUGACUUUGUUGAUUUUGAAGGAUUGGAUCUGCUUCAUUUAGGCAGCAAUCAGUUAACAUUAAUUCAAGGUAAUGUUUUCAGAAAUCUCACCAAUCUUAGGAGAUUAUAUCUAAACGGUAAUCAAAUUGAACGUCUCAGCCCUGAGAUUUUUAAUGGUUUGUAUAACCUUCAAUAUCUCUAUUUGGAAUACAAUGUAAUAAGGGAAAUAUUGGGAGGAACAUUUGAUUCUAUGCCAAAUCUCCAACUACUUUACCUAAACAACAACCUCCUUAGAAGCUUGCCAGCGUACAUCUUUUCUGGAGUGCCCCUGGCAAGGCUUAAUAUAAGGAAUAAUCAUUUCAUGUUUUUACCUGUAAGUGGCGUGCUUGACCAGCUGAGGUCUCUCACGCAAAUUGAUCUGGAAGGGAAUCCAUGGGACUGCACUUGUGAUUUGGUGGCUUUGAAGCUGUGGCUAGAAAAACUUAGUGAAGGCAUUGUCAUGAAAGAAGUGAAAUGUGAAACUCCUGUUCAUUUUGCAAGUAUGGAACUGAGGACACUGAAAAAUGAAAUCCUGUGUCCCAAACUGAUAAACAGACCCCCUACUCAAUAUACAAGUCAUAUUCCUGUGGUUACUUUUACUACCCCUCUAGGUCCUAUCAAAAGUCCACCAGGUGGGCCUGUACCUUUGUCAAUACUUAUUCUUAGUAUUUUAGUUGUGCUUAUUUUAACUGUGUUUGUGGCCUUUUGUCUCCUUGUUUUUGUUUUGAGACGUAACAAAAAGCCUUCAGUAAAACAUGAAGGGAUUGGAAAUCAGGAAUGCAACUCCAUGCAGCUUCAAUUAAGAAAGCACGAUAGAAAAGCUCUUAAAAUGGAUGGUAUCAACGCAGAAACAUUCUUUCCACAGACCAUUGAACAGAUGAGCAAGAGCCACACUUGCGGAAUCCAGGAAUCUGAAGCAGGGUUUUCAUUUUCUUCUGAUCAUCAUGGCCAAAAGGUGAUUUUAAGGAACAUUAGCGAAAAAGAUAAAGAAUUAUUGCAUGGGGAUUCUAGAAAGAGACUUAGCACAAUUGAUGAACUGGACGAAUUUUUUCCAGGAAGAGAUUCAAAUUUAUUUAUCCAGAAUUUUUUAGAAAGUAAAAAAGAAUAUAAUAGCAUAGGAGUCAGUGGUUUUGAAAUACAUUACCCAGAGAAGCUACAAGACAAAAAAUGCAAGAAAUCGUUAAUUGGUGGAAACCACAGUAAAAUUGUAGUAGAGCAAAGAAAAAGUGAAUAUUUUGAACUUAAAGCAAAACUUCAGGGCACACCUGAUUACUUACAAGUCCUUGAAGAACAAACAGCUUUGAGUAAAAUGUAG
Molecule: messenger RNA, 2532 nt
Organism: Bombina bombina (fire-bellied toad)
Lineage: Eukaryota; Metazoa; Chordata; Amphibia; Anura; Bombinatoridae
Gene: SLITRK4
Product: SLIT and NTRK like family member 4
Exons: 1
Coding region: 16-2532 (838 amino acids)
Biological process (GO): positive regulation of synapse assembly; regulation of presynapse assembly; axonogenesis
Cellular component (GO): glutamatergic synapse; membrane
Molecular function (GO): protein binding
Source: RefSeq, a predicted model, not a curated record